This is a messenger RNA of Suncus etruscus (white-toothed pygmy shrew), 915 nucleotides long. Its product is annotated as zinc finger protein 580. Gene Ontology annotation, molecular function: DNA-binding transcription factor activity; RNA polymerase II cis-regulatory region sequence-specific DNA binding. NCBI's taxonomy places the organism in Eukaryota, Metazoa, Chordata, Mammalia, Eulipotyphla, Soricidae. The transcript has a single exon. The record is from RefSeq and is a predicted model, not a curated record. Gene Ontology annotation, biological process: regulation of transcription by RNA polymerase II. Bases 95 to 604 code for a protein of 169 amino acids.
CACCAGGGAGCCUUCCCGGCCGAGCCCACGGCUGGGGCGACCCUGAAGGCCUCUCUCUCCCCUCCUCCGCCGCCCGCAGCUGCCGCCGCUCCAGAUGCUGCUGCUGCCGCCGCGGGCCCCGCACCCUCGCUCGGCGUCCCCGGAGGCCAUGGACCCGCCGCCGCCCAAGUCGCCCCCGUUCCCCAAGGCCGAGGGCCCCGCGUCCACCGCGUCGGCGGCGGGUCCCCGGGCCCCGAGGCUGGGCCGCCACCUGCUCAUCGACGCCAACGGGGUCCCCUACACGUACACGGUGCAGCUGGAGGAGGAGCCCCGGGGACCCCCGCAGCGGGAGGCGCCCCCCGGGGAGCCGGGGCCCCGCAAGGGCUACAGCUGCCCGGAGUGCGCGCGCGUCUUCGCCAGCCCGCUGCGGCUGCAGAGCCACCGCGUGUCGCACUCGGACCUCAAGCCCUUCACGUGCGGCGCCUGCGGGAAGGCCUUCAAGCGCUCCAGCCACCUGUCCCGGCACCGCGCCACGCACCGCGCGCGGCCCCCGCACACCUGCCCGCUGUGCCCGCGCCGCUUCCAGGACGCCGCCGAGCUGGCCCAGCACGUGCGCCUGCACUAGGGCGCGCCACGAAGCGACUGCCUUGGCCGGCCUCAGUUUCCCCUCGGCUCCCCGCCAGAGAAGCCUGCCUCCACCCGCCCGAUCUCUCCAACCCCGCAACCUCGUGUCGCGUCCUGCAGGCCUAGGCGCCCUGGCUGGGUGGCGGCGACUGGCCGGGCUACCUAGCCGGGUGCGGGGCCAACGGUGCUGUGCGCGCCCCGGCCAGCCGCGCGGCCUCUGCGCCCCUGCGGCCGCCGCGCGCCAAGGCCGGGGUCGCUCCUCCUCCUCCUCUUCCCUUCUCCCGAACAAUAAACAUUCCGCUCUCCACGGGG